This is a messenger RNA of Arabidopsis thaliana (thale cress), 813 nucleotides long. Its product is annotated as Transmembrane protein 97, Putative. The transcript has 2 exons. NCBI's taxonomy places the organism in Eukaryota, Viridiplantae, Streptophyta, Magnoliopsida, Brassicales, Brassicaceae. The coding region runs from base 81 to 587 and encodes 168 amino acids. Gene Ontology annotation, cellular component: membrane; endoplasmic reticulum membrane. The record is from RefSeq and is marked reviewed.
GCUCUUCGUUUCCGCGGUCAACGACAGAUUAAAGCAGAGAGAAAAACAAAAUCCAUUGAAGAAGGAGAAGAAGAAAAAAAAUGGGAGCAUUUUGCAAGUUGAUCGAUGCGGUUCUCUUCUUAUACUUUGCUCUCAUGGCGGUAAUUGCGCCGCUUAUCGACGGUCAAACGAGUCUUCCCGGCGAUAUCUUCCCGGCGUUUAUCGUCGAUCUGAAUCGCUGGUACAUUGAUGAAUUUGGAGAUUAUCUAGUCAAAGAGAAGCCGCAUUUCCUAGUCGGACUCGUCUGGCAUGAGCUUUUGCUUCUUUGGCCGCUCUCAAUCGUCAACGUCUACGCAAUUCUCGCUGGGAAAUCGUGGUUUGGUACCACCUCAAUGGUGUACGGAGCUUCCGUCGUGACUUCUAUGGCUGCUAUACUGGGAGAGAUGAUAGGAUCAGGGAAGGCAUCUGAGAAAUUGUUGAUGAUGUAUGUGCCAUUCAUGGGUGUUGGUAUUCUAGCUCUUCUUCGUGGUCUUCUUUCUCAAUCCAACAAAAGUGGUGGAGCUGUUGGCAAGAGACCUGCUAUUUUGGCCAGGAGAAAGCGUGCUUGAGGUACACUUGAUGAUCAGCAAGUGUAUCUUUUGACUCUGAGAAUUUCUGCUAUAGGUGGAUUUGGCUUUUCAAACAGAAAAUUUUGAACCUUUGUGAUGUAUUCUUCCUGUUUUUUUAGCAAUAUCAUGUCAUCUGUGUUCUUGUUUGAAAUUAAAUGAAGUUAAACUGAAAAUAUUUUACAGUUCACUUCACCAAAAGGUCUACAUUGUUGGGUCUUGACAAAUC